Messenger RNA from Periophthalmus magnuspinnatus, 780 nucleotides. It is a transcript of the gene ptgdsa, whose product is annotated as prostaglandin D2 synthase a. The record is from RefSeq and is a predicted model, not a curated record. Gene Ontology annotation, molecular function: small molecule binding. Bases 94 to 639 code for a protein of 181 amino acids. NCBI's taxonomy places the organism in Eukaryota, Metazoa, Chordata, Actinopteri, Gobiiformes, Gobiidae. The transcript is spliced from 6 exons.
CACUCAGUACCUGCCGAGAGCUAGACACUUUCUGCUUUAGAAUUAGGUCACAAGACUCACAUACAUUUGAAAUCCACUUAUCUUUGCUUCAACAUGGGGUCCAUCAGGGUUGCUGUUGUCAUGGCAAUGGUGAUGAUGGUGCAUGCAGACAUCAAGCCACAGAAGGACUUCAACUUGCAAAGGUUUGGAGGCAAGUGGUACCGAGUGGGCCUGGCGUAUGAUUCCCCAGGAUUCCUCCCAUACAGAGCUCUGCUGACGGCUUCUAUGGGCAUAGUCAUUCCACUGCCUAAUGGCAAUGUCAACCUCACCAUGUGGGAGCAAAGUCCUGCUGGCUGUUUGACAAAGACGUACCAUUAUGAAGCGACCAGUGUGCCAGGACAGUUUUCCUACUUCAGCUUACGUCAUGGUAUAGUGAAGGACAUCACAGUGGUGGAUACCAAUUACACCGAGUAUGCCAUAGUCCUGAAGAAUAAAGUAUUCAACCGGGAGUACACCCAAGUGGCUCUGUAUGCUCGCAGUUUGAAAGUAAAAAAUGAAGUUUAUCAGAAGUACAAAGCCUUCGCCCUGUCGCGUCACCUUCCCAGAGACUCAAUCAUGACACCUCCUCCAGCAGAGAACUGCCCAGCUAAUGGAUACUAACAGAGUCCAGAACUGAUGAAUUGGAUGCUUAAAACUAUGACAUCAAAAAUGUGCCUUCUGUGUAGUUCCUUUCUCAGGGUUCCCAGUUCUUAAUUUACAUUUUCAUUUACAAGUCAAAUAAAUAAACAUACACUAAUCAAA